ACCCUCAACUCCUAUUCUCGCAGAUGUUCUCGCGCGGCUUCCAAAAUGGCGGCCUUCGGCGAGGAGUUCACGUUAUGUCCCUUAGUCGGGUCUCCGCCGCAGGCCCCUUUGGGCCUGGAGCCCGACGCCGACCGGGUGCUGCUCACGGAUCGGGCCCGAACGGUGACGUUGUAUAAGGUUUCAGAUCAAAAACCAUUGGGUUGCUGGUCCGUCAAACAAGGCCAAAAAAUUACAUGUCCAGCUGUGUGCAAUUAUGAAACAAGAGAAUUUGUUAUUGUUCACGAUGACAAGAUUUUACAGAUAUGGAAGGAGACUGAUACAAACUUGGACAAAGUCUUUAAAGCCACAUUAUCAGCCAAUGUUUAUCGGAUCCAUUCUCUGCCUCAUAUUGAACCCCUGGUUCUGUUCAAGGGUGGUGUUGUGAAGAGUUUGGAUGCUUUGCUAGCUGCACCCCAGCAAGAAGUUGAAAAUAUCAUUUCAGAUGAAGUUAUUAGAUGGAGUACUGUUUUCAUGGGAGUUGAACAACCUGUUCUUACAUUUAUUACUGAACAGAAUGGGAAUUACUUCAUAUACAUUCAGCAGUGUAAUACGUGUGUCCAUCAGAAGUUUAAACUUGAAACAGGGAGUGAGACAUCUACACCACUGAGCUUUGCUGGACACUUGAACAACAAAGUUAUUACACUUCUUUGUUUGUAUUCAAAUGGCUGUGUAUUUAAGGUUCUGGUGCCACUAUCACCAACUGGCUCUGAAGAAGAACACGUUCUAUCAAAGUCACUUCUGGUCAGACUUGUAAUAUCUGGCAGGAUUCUGAAAGGGACUUCAAUUGCCAUUCUUGAUAAAGACCAUAUUGCUGUAACAGGAUGCCUGGAUUCCCCAGACAGUGAUGUUAAAGAUUGCUUUUCCAUAUGGAAUAUAAAGUUCCAGACACUGCAGGCUUCAAAAGAAUUGCCACAUGGAACCAUUGGCCAAUGCUGGUGUUAUGGCGACAAACUCUUUAUAACACAUGGUAAAGAGUUAAGAGUGAUUCUGUAUAAGUGUGAAGCCUCAUCCUUAGCUGCUGCUAUUGGGAAAAUCAAAGAUACACAAACCUCAGGAGUGAAGUCUGUCUCUGUGAAUUGGAAUGUGCUUCAGGAAAAUGAAACAACAGAUGUACAGCUGGAGCAGCCUGUAAAUUCUAAGAGGAAGGGCCUGCGAUCUGAAUCCAGCCCACUACAUACGAACUUUGUAUGUUUAUUUUCACAGUUACGAUCAAAAAAAAGCGCUCCGCUGGAGAACCUCACAGUUGAGCAACUUCUUUUAAGAAUCAAGGAUGCUUCUCAGAAUAUAGUAGAAAAUAAGGUGAUGGCCUUUUUGUCCAGUGCUCAGACAUCCGACUUUCAAGCAUCGAUUGGAUAUGUAGUGUCUGCUCUUGUGAACCGGUGCAAAGCAGAGCCAUCGUUUUUUCCUCGGGAUUGCCUGGUGCAGCUGGUCCAAACACAAGGCCUCUCUUACAGUUUGUGCCCUGGCUUAAUGGCAGUUGCCUUGGAGAAAACAGAUGUACACUUGUUACAGCUAUGCCUACAGCAAUUUCCUGACAUCCCUGAAGCAGUGAUUUGUGCUUGUCUGCAGACUUUCCUGAGCAUUGGUGAUGACCGCCUUGAAGCAACAAAUGUCAACCUAGAUGCUCUAACAUGUCGUGUUCAUACUGUGCACGACAAUAAAAUGGAAAAACAAUCUAAAAUUACACAGAAUGGCUUCAGUUCUGAGCCCCUAGAAGAUGAUGGCUGUGAUGCAGAGCUGCCACAGAAAUCUUCUGUAAAAGAAUCUAAAGAAAUGUGCCCUGUGGGACCACAAAAAGCAAGUUUACUAAAUACCGUUCUUUGUUCAGCAUAUAGCGAAACCUUUCUUUUGCCUCAUUUGAAAGACCUCUCUGCUGAACAAGUCAUAUUGUUUCUCCAAUAUUUGCAGUACCUAUAUAUGAAAUGCAGUGUAGAGGCUACCACAGACUUUUCUAGUGUAUCUUCUGUGACCAUAAACCAGAUCAUGGACUGGAUAUACCUCCUUCUGGAUGCUCAUUUUACAGUUGUUGUGAUGCUGCCAGAAACAAGAAGACUGCUUUAUACAUUACACAAGUUUGUAAGAGCUCAAGCACGUUUUUACUCUGAUCUGAACAAGAUUGAAGCAAGCCUGAAAGAGUUAAAGAGGAUUAACCGACCAAAAGAUGGGGGGUUAUAUUCCAUUGAAGUUCUGAAACUUGUUUGAAAUUGAUACGUUUGCCAUAAAAUUGUUAUAAACCCA
Messenger RNA from Anolis carolinensis (green anole), 2277 nucleotides. It is a transcript of the gene nol11, whose product is annotated as nucleolar protein 11. The transcript is spliced from 18 exons. The record is from RefSeq and is a predicted model, not a curated record. Gene Ontology annotation, cellular component: nucleolus; nucleus. Gene Ontology annotation, biological process: maturation of SSU-rRNA. The coding region runs from base 46 to 2241 and encodes 731 amino acids. Gene Ontology annotation, molecular function: protein binding; RNA binding. Lineage: Eukaryota; Metazoa; Chordata; Lepidosauria; Squamata; Anolidae.